AUGUUCGCUCGAUUCCGCUCCAGCCUCCUUGCCGCAGCUGCAGUACUUGCGGCUGUGUCCAAUGCCUCGCCUUACGGUGUCCCAGCCGAGCGGGCUGUAUCGUCAGACCGUCUCGUGGCAUGCCACUUCAUGAUGGGAAUCGUGUCGGGCCGCACCAGUGCUCGGGACUAUGACCUCGACAUGCAACUUGCGCGAGACGCCGGCAUUGAUGCCUUCGCGCUCAACAUUGGCACCGAUUCCUUUACGGACCAGCAGCUCGACUAUGCCUACCAGUCGGCGGCCGACAACGGUAUGAAGGUCUUCAUCUCGUUCGACUUCAACUGGUACAAUUCUGGUCAGGCCGCGCAGGUCGGACAGAAGAUUGCCAAGUAUGGCGGCAGACCCGGUCAAUUGAUUAUGGAUGGACGCAUCUUUGCUUCCACGUUUGCGAGUGGGAAUCCAAUGGUUGAUAGUGCCAUUAUCAAGAGCGCCGCUGGAUCCAACGUGUACUGGAUACCCAACUUCUACCCUGGACAAAGCCUAAACUCCGUCGAUGGUGCCUUCAACUGGAUGGCAUGGCCCAACGAUGGAAACAACAAGGCGCCUAAGCCUGGCCGGUCUGUGAGCGUCGAAGACGGGGACAACACCUAUCUCAACUGGCUCGGUGGCAGGCCUUAUAUGGCUCCUGUUUCUCCCUGGUUCUUCACGCACUAUGGCCCAGAGGUUUCUUACAGCAAGAACUGGGUCUUCCCUAGCGGCUCUCUUCUUUUUGACCGCUGGAACACGGUGCUGGCCAGAGGUUUCCCCAUGGUUGAGAUCAUCACCUGGAACGACUAUGGCGAGUCGCACUACAUUGGGCCUCUCCGCUCCAAGCACUACGACGAUGGCAAUUCGAAAUGGGUCAACGACAUGCCCCACAACGGCUGGCUCGAACUCUCGAAGCCUUUCAUCGCCGCCUACAAGGCCAAGGCGACCUCGGUCAACAACUACAUCACGGACGAAAAGGUGAUCUACUGGUACCGCCGCAACCUCAAGUCCACCAACUGCGACGCCACCGAUACGACUGCCGGACGCCCAGCCAACAAUGAUUCGGGCAACUACUUCAUGGGCCGGCCCGACGGCUACAACACGAUGGAUGACGUCGUGUACGUCGCGACGCUGCUCAAAUCGGCUGGCACCAUCACCGUCACAUCCGGCAACACCGUCGUCACUCGCAACGUGCCCGCCGGUGCCAGCUUGAUCCAGGUGCCUGCGGGACUGGGCAAGCAGAAGUUCUCCCUGACGCGCAACAACGCCGUUGUCCUCGAGGGCACGUCGCUCAUGGAUAUCAGCAAUGAGUGCCCCUGCGGCCUGUACAACUACAACGCUUACGUCGGCACUCUGCCUCCGGGCCCCAAUGACCCUCUGGGCGCUGAUGGGCUGUCGAUGCUAACUGCAGGACUCCGCGUCACCACCUGCCAGCCCACUCCGUCCCUGGGCACGAACCCGCCCGUGGCCACAGGCCCUACCUCUCCUACCACGACUACCGUGCCCCCGGGCCCGUCCCCUACCGGAACAUGCAACGCCGGAACCAACGCCGACGGCGAGUCGGGCAACUUCAGCGGCCUCUGCAGCUUCACCUGCAGCUACGGGUACUGCCCCCCCGGUCCUUGCAAGUGCACCAGCUACGGCACCCCCGGCACCCCUCCCGCGUCCAACGGCCGGGACGGCUGCCCCGCCGCGGGCCUGCCCGACUCGUACAAGGGCCUGUGCAGCUACACCUGCAACCACGGCUACUGUCCCGAGGGAGCCUGCCGGUACUGCUAA
Molecule: messenger RNA, 1785 nt
Organism: Microdochium trichocladiopsis
Lineage: Eukaryota; Fungi; Ascomycota; Sordariomycetes; Xylariales; Microdochiaceae
Product: glycosyl hydrolase family 71-domain-containing protein
Exons: 7
Coding region: 1-1785 (594 amino acids)
Biological process (GO): mating projection tip cell wall disassembly
Molecular function (GO): glucan endo-1,3-alpha-glucosidase activity
Source: RefSeq, a predicted model, not a curated record